AUGCCCUUCCUCAAGCAAGGGGUAACACUCAAGGCCGCUUUUACUAUAAAUGUUGAAAUAUUUUACGCUAGAAUGAGUUGGAUAGAUAUUUCAUUGAUGGGCCUUGAAUAUUUAGCACUAUUCAUUGACUAUAAAAUCUGUGGACCUGAUAAGAAUAUCGUGAGUUCCACAGAAGGAGUAGCCAACGUUCCCGGAAACCGCAAAUCUCUAUCUUUGAAAAUUAGUAAGAUAUCCCGUAAGGACAGCCUAUACGAUCAUAGCAGGCUCGCCCUGCAGGUCAUGGAUGUCACCUUCACCAACGUACUGGAGGGGGCGCGACAGUACUUCCAGGGGCUGCCGGCGACCGGCGCAGGCGCGGCGGUGAGCCCCGCCUACUCCGCGGAGGCGGCACCGCAAGGGGGCGGGGCGGCCGGCAUGCCGCAACCCUCGUCGAACGUCUAUUGGCCGCCGCGGGCCGCAGAGGCCGCCCCGCGACCGCCUAACAGAGACCACGCCCACAAGCAGGCCGCCUCCCACAAUCCCGAUUCUUCCAGACAACCGACGUCUGCUUCCCGUUUGGCUCAGCAAUACUCGCAGAAUGUCGCGCAGGAUCAGAGCAGGAAUCUCUAUCCAGGUUCAUACCAGGACCAUUACCAGAAUGCUUCACUGUCGAAUCAACACCACCAUCAUCCUCAACAGCAGCAAAUGCAACAGCACCACCACCAACAGCAACAGCAGCAUCAUCAGCAGCAGCGGCAACAACAUCAACAGCAACAACAUCAGCAGCAACAACAGCAGCCGCAGCACCAACAAAAACAGAACCAUCAGCAGGCAUCUCUUCAACCGCAAGAACAGCAAUUCCAGUUCUCUCGUCCCCAAGUCAGAGAGACGACUACAAACUACCCGCAAUAUCAGUCACAUAUCUCUACAGGUUCCCCUUACCAACAAUCUCAAUCUCCUUAUCAUCAAGUUCCUUCCCCGCAACAACCUCGCGCACCAUCGAGGGAGCAAAUAGUACCGAGAGUACCGUCGCGAGAGCAAUCCAUUCCUAGAGUACCUUCAAGGGAGCAACUAGUGCCGGCAGCUUCGCCCAGAGAACAGCAGUACCAAGCUUCAGAAUACCAUCAAGCGCGUUCCUACUAUCCCCAAACUACUCAAAGCAAGCCCGUUCCUAGCGCUCCGACGUACAAACCUUCCAAUCAGCAAGCCUAUCCACCGUUGUCCCAACAGAAUAAGUACUAUAAGCAUAUUUAUUCGCCGCAGCAGAGUCACCAAUCAGUGUACGCUGGUUCAAGACAAGAAGAACAGAGUGUAAUAAGUAAUGCGGCAGAUCAAGGUACCAGAACAACGCAUAAUUUGCCUCCGAUAGCAGCAAUAUCGAAUUAUCAUUCCAUUCGAGGUAGUAAUAGAGAGCCUGCCAGGCCCGCUACUAGUACCAGUUCUCGAACAAAAGCCCCCACUUCCUAUAUUCCAAAUACUGUACCUGUAACGAAUAGCUCUAUCAUACAGCCAAAUCCAGCAGCGGUGGUAUCGAGCUACCAAGACUACAACAGAUCUUACUCUUCUCAAUCGUACCAGCAAACGCAAACAGCUACGGCCCAAUCCUACACCAACGUUAUAAUGACCUCGACGAACACAUCGAAUUAUUAUAACGCCAGUCAAGGACAAUCUUCCACUCGAUCCUUCCAACCUUCUAGAUCUCAAGCCAAUACCGAAACGAGGCUUCCUAUCCAAAUGGACAACAACGCAAACGGCAGAGUGGCAGUAAAACGAGAAUCUCCGCUGGAUCUAUCGGUGAAAACUGUAAGAACACCAGCCGAUUCGACGCUAGGAGAAGCCGAGCACGACGGCAGGAACAAGCAGUUUUACCAAAGCAUCCGACCCACUCAAACUUUAUCGACGCACAACUAUCCCCAGCUGGACGUGAAUUCUUUUCAGCGAAAUAUCACGCAGAGGUCGGCCAACAUGCCUACGGCGACAGCUCCCAAAGUCGAAUUCAGACCCAAUUUCAACGUGCCGUCCAUGAACCAUCAAUCCAGAAGGCCGGCCGAGGAACCUAGGCGAAACGUUCUCCCUGAGAAGGCUCAUUCCAGUAACAACAGACUGGUUGACAAGAACCUGCAGCACAGGUAUCCAGCAGGAACCGUGCCUACUACAGCUCACGUCAACUCCUACAUCCAGGCCAAGAAUAAUACGCCUCCAGUUAACAUGAACGACAUGCAAAAGAAAAGGGCAGCCGAUGUACCGUUAGCUUCAUUACCGAACAAAGUUCCCAAGGUCGAGGACGCCCUGUGGCAUUCGAUAGACUUGCAGAUAGAAGAGAGGUUUUCCAGUUACAAACAACAACAAGCCAAAAUGUCCAACAAGAUGACGAGUCCGGCGGUGAACGGUUCGUAUCCAGAACGUCCCAAAGAGCAAGCGUACUCCGGUUACCAGAAACAAAGCUACGGCAAUGCGUCGCAGCAUUCCGGCUACGGCCAAUAUCAGGCCCAAACGAAUCACACUCAGACAUACGUACCCACACCUACAGGCAAUCAGUAUCCUGGGUACUCGUUUCCUUCUCAGCAGCCUCCCAAUUCGUACCAUCAGUCGUCCUCGCGACCGUAUUCCACUUCCUCGAACACCGUGGGCAAUGUUCCGAAGAAUAAUAUGGGCGGUGCUGUGGAUAAAAGGGUGCUCAGCUUGUUGAGGAACAGCUUAGAGGUCAAGGGUCAAAAGAAACUUGAGCAGCAGAAGUCUAACGAGAAUUCGACUCAGUAUCCCAGACCAGACGUUCAGCACCCUUCUACUGAUGUCACGGCCCCGCUGCAACCGAAACCAGGUUUCAUAGGCCGGAACAACGUUUCCCCGUUCACUCCUACCAGUUUUCCCGAUAACAGCAACAUAGGAUCUAUGUACAAGGUGCAUAAUAUGCCGAAGGCCGUCGAUUCUAUCAACUUUGGCAUCAACAAAACCAACCAAGCUGGUGAAAAACAAACUAUGGACACUGUGAUAACCAAUCAUAAUAACCACAUGAGCUCCGACUAUGACGGUCUGGCUGCUGCCUUUCUGGCGGCCAGGAUACGAACCAAGGGCGAGUUGAAGCAAGGAGGGCCGACUACUCAGAACAUCAGCACCAGCGAGAAGAGCCAGCUGGAAGACUUGAUAGAAAGUCAGCUAAAGUCUCCUUUGAAACAGGACACUUCUUCGAAUUAUUGUAGCAGCGGUAGCACCACACUCUCGAGCAGUCCUAGCAAAGCGCACAAGGAGCGGCCCAGGAAACGACUGUUCAGCAGGAACGAAGAAGACCCCAAUAAUUUCACCGUACCUCCCAGAGAUAAAUCUGGGCUCAGGAGUUCUUCCGAGACUUCCGUGUUUGACUUUCCCGACUCCGAUUCCGAAUACGACACAGCCGGUAGGGAAUCCCUGGAAGCUAUGAGGAAAGGAAGAAAGACGUCCAAACAAAGCACGCCCGUUAUGGACAUGAAGGCCGAAUCUCCGCAGAGACCUUCUAGUCCUGGCGACAACAUAUUCGCGAAACUCUGUGAUAAUUUUGUGGAGCAAUUGAAGAGCGGUGUAGGUAAGAAAAGUACUAAGAAGAAGAAGGGUCUCGAACCGAUGGUGCUUGCAAACUUGGAGACUGUUGCGAAGAAAGAACAACUAGAAAGCGCUGUUCAAAUCAAAGUUGAAGUUUUGGAGGAUGAUGAAAUCACGGAUAAUAAAAUGGACGACUUCUUACACCUGCCGAAAAGUGAACCUGCAGAGGAAGAAUCGAAACCUGAUACAAAAAUAGAUUUGAUUUCGAAAAUCGAAAUUGACUUGGCUAAUCAAGAUGAUAAAACGGAAGACGAUCCCAUUUUCAUAACCAAGAAAAAGAACGUAAGAAGGAGAUUAGUAUCUUCAAGUGAUAGUAGUGAUAAUGAAAGCGAAGAAAAAGUGGAAAUCAAACAAGAAACUGAAUCUGAAAACAACAACCGAGUAGAAGAACAAUCAAACGCAGUGACAAUUGAAGCUGAUGUUCCUCAAAAAAUUAACGAGGUACUGCCGAUCGUUCAACCUACCAGAAAACCGUCAUUCGGAGAUGGUUCCGACUUUUACCCGGGGUGGGAAGAAGAGGUUUGCAAAUAUAAAAAGUCUCUUCGUAUGCCCCCUUCCCUUAUACAAGUUACCAGACCUCCUCAGUUCCACAGGCUGUCGACGUCACUUCCUGACUUAGAUCCUUGUCCACAUUCCCCCACAAUGUCAAUACCCACAGACGAUAAAGAGAGCAAAGAAAACAAAACCAAGCUGAAGAAAAUGAAGUCUGAAAUUUUAGAUAGCGACAACGAAUCAAACUCGAGCUUUAACGUUUUAUUCGGCAAGAAAACCAAUUACGAUUCCGAGGGCAGCUUGUCGAUAAGAAGUUUGCCGAACACAGCCAAGGAAAUGUCUAUCUUGGAUAAACUUCUGGAGAAAUGCGGCGGCAGGAAGAGAAAGAAAUACAAGAGGAAAGACGAUCACAGUCCUAAGGUGAUCCCGAAAGCUGGCAAUCCCAUCGAACUGCUACCCACUCCGAGUCUAGAGCUCAAGGAAGAGAAGGGCAAAGCAACCAAGAAGCUGUCCAGCUCUCCCAUCAUCAAAGCCCAAUCGCCGCUGCUCGGUUUCAGGAAAUCCACCAUAAGCAAUUUCAAGGACGCCUUCAUCAAAAGAUCCAGCAACAUUCUUGGAGUUAACGAAUUCACUACAGUAGUGAUGAAUUCGAGGACGAGGAGGGAAACUAGGGUGCAAAAACAGAGGGCCACAAUCAAGGAGGUGUUUGGGGAAGACCGACCAGCUUCCGCACCCCCUGUCACUUGCAUAAACGAUAUCCAAAUCCAGAUAAAGGAAGAGGUGACUGACGAAAAUUGCCCCAACAAUUUGGUGGUGAAGCUAGAGAAGAGCUAUGGCAUCAAGAAGGAAGAAGAAAUUGGCGAUACGCCGUUCGAAGAUGCGAAAAGCAGGAAGAAAGACGAGAGCUUGUUCAAGGCGAUCGUAGAGAAGAAGAUAAAGACUGAGAUCGAAGAAGACUCGCUAAUAGAAGACGACACUAGGAGUCUGGAUAAUCUAACUAUAAAAUCUGAGACGCUCUCGUUGGAUGGUGAUGAUGUGAGCAUAUCGGGAAAGAAGAGAGGGAAGUUCGGGAAGAUGAGGCGGAAGCUCAGUUCUGGUUUCGAUUAUAUAAGGAAAAAGAAGAAAGUGAAGAAGGAGAGUUUGGAGAAUGAAAGCGGGGAAAAGAAGAAAAAGAAAAACGUUGUGUCGAAGACCUUGGAGUCUGUCGAUGAUAUCCAGAAGGAGAUCAAAACUUGGGUGCUGAAUAAAGGUAUCGGAGAGACUCAUCUUCACCGAGCAGCUAGGUCAGGAUUAACGGAUGUGACGGCUUAUUGUCUGGAAAAAAUGGAAAGCAAUCCAUCACCGAGAGACAAUGCAGGGUACACACCGCUACACUGGGCUUGCUCGAAGGGUCACCUCGAUAUUGCCAAACUUUUACUCUUAUAUGGUGCUAAUCCCAGUGAAAGUGCACAAGGUGGCAUCAGGCCACUCCACGAAGCUGUCGAGAACGGUUUCGUAGAAAUCGCCAGACUUCUGUUGUCCUACGGCGCAGAUCCCACUUUGGCCACCUACUCAGGACUGACGCCGUUGGCUUUAACGAACGACGAAGCCACCAAAGACUUCCUCAAGAACCACUUGAACGACGUCGAAGGCGAACCCAGUUCGUGUUGGUACUCGUUCGGACCGGCAUCCGUAUUCGAUCCGGUCGACCAGAUCGGCUUCGACCCCCUGGAAGCCGCUCCUACCCCCUCCCCUCAACCCCUCGCAGCAGAAGAAGAAGACCUCGAGUUCGAGCUGUCCGAACAGCUGCUGCCCAACCUUUACACCUUGCGCUCGGAACCGCCCACCGACCGCUGGGUCCUUCUUCAAGACCUCUCCACCAUCUUGAAGAUCAAAUCGCGAGACGCGCUGCUCAAACAGCUGUCCGCCACGCCAUCUAGCGGCAGUUCUAGCUCCUCGGGCAACGUCGCUGCCACUUCGGGGAAUGUCGUUGCCAGUUCGGGGAAUGUCGCUGCUGCGCGCGCGGUGAUGCGCGAGCUCAAGAUGUCGGACUUUUUGGAGCAGGCGCACUGUUGCCAGUUCUUGAACGCCGGCGAGAAGAUCAACACGCGCGCGUCGAAGAUAGCGUUGGUGAAGUACACUGAGAAGGUGAAGGAGCUGCUGAAUGUGGAGAGUGUGGUGAUCGAGGCCAGGUGACCGGGGUCGGAUUGUUGAGACGAUUGAUUGGUGAAUCGUAGACUCGGGUUACCGUUUUCUGAGUAUACCGGGUGAAAAGGAAAGUGUUGGCCUGAGCGUCGUUCGGUUAUUCUUCAUGUUAGACUUCUCACGUUUGGAUUAGAGAUAUUUCUUGAAACCAUGUGCCGUCAUUGAUCAAAUUUUCGUGCAAACUAAUAAUAGUACAAAAACGAAGCACUUUGAUGAUUGUUUGAUGGAACAUGCUAACUCAUAUGUGAACUUUUCGAUUCAUCUGGAUUCCUUUCAGUUAUUGUCUCUCAUGACAUUUUUUUUAUGAAACUUUUUCAAAUUGAUAUUGAAGUAUGAGUCAGUAUCGACAUAUAUUUGCUUGACACACCUAAAUAACUUCAUCUGCAUAAUAAAUAUUUUUUUCAAAAACAUAUUGAAAACAAGAGUCAUAGUGUAUCAAGAAUUUAUCUGCAGAUACUGACUUAUAUUUCAAUAUCAAUUUAAAGAAGUUCAAUUUGCUAUAUAAAAUUCUGAAGAAAAUCUAAGAGGAAUGAAGUAAUUUGAAUGAAUUUCUAGUAAUCCUGAUUGGCCAUGUAUCAACAUCUAUGUUUCAUCGAAACUGGUUAGACAUUCGUUCGUUUAUCUGCUAUUUCAUUAAAUUGCUUGUAGGAAAUUCAAUCAAUAACGGCACAGUGUCGCCAUAUUGAUUUUAGAAAAAAGGUCUCCUGAGCCGCCAUUUUGAAAACAAAUGUGCACUUGUGACAUGUCUUCCAAUGGUGAAUUUUUUGCUUUAUCCAAAUAAAGUGAGAAUAUCUACAGGGUUCUAUCGAAAAUUCUCGACUUAGGUCGUCUAUUUCCGGUAAAACCGGAUGUGUUGAUAAAUUUUCUUUAUGAACAAUAUGGGUUUCAGGGAACUUUUUCUCCGAUCCAAAUGUCGAAAAAUCCAACAUGGAAAACAACUGAAUGACGCACUCGCCAAUGAUAAUUUUUUCACCCCGUAGUUUCGUGAUAUUAUCUUUUCAAUGUGAUUCAGGUUUGCAAUUUUUGUUGGAGAUGGGACAUUGACAUUUUUGUUGCAAGAAUUUAUGUGGAUUGUUUUUUGAGUUUCUUUGCUUCCAUACACAGUGAUAUUUUUUAUGUGUUGUUAUAGUAUAUUAUACUAGGUGUCCCAAGUUAUCGUAUACAGGCAAUAUCUCGCUUAUUUGACAAGAUACAUGAAAAAUUCAAAACCUGCAUUGAUUGGCAUUGGAGUACCUUCCUAAUGACAUAUGGAAAAAUCUAUUACAUUUCACAGCUCUCUAGCAGCUAUCCCCCACUUUUUAUUAUCAAAUCGCACCCCCUGUGAAUUGCCAUUGAAAAUUGCGUGUUAUUAUAACAAGAAAAGCAGCAACUUUUAAUGUAUGAAUUUCAACUAAAAUAUCUCUCAUUAGAAUCAAAAAUUGAACUCAAUAUCACAGCAACUCUUCAAAACUAUUUUGACAUGAGUAACAUCGGCUUUUUGAAGCAAAGAACAUGAGCGGAGGCAAUUUUUCAUUUUCAUAAGAAGAAACUUGAACCAAGUCACAAAAUGUUGAUAUUCUUGUCAUCAAUAACAAAUACCAAGUAUUGUAUACAGGGUGUCCCUAGACCAGUGGGACAGUUGAAUAUCUCCUGAACCAAUAGGAAUUUUCAGAAUAUUAUAAUUUCACAUCAUAUCGCAUUAUGAGUGCUAACUUCAGGAAUGACUAUAUUUUCUACGAGGGGCGCAAGAAAGGCUCACAAAAGCGAACAUCAAUUUUUUCCAAUGGUACACCCUGUAUUUCAUUACAUUUUCAACAACACUUGGGGUCUAGUGGGAAUGAUUUCCGAGAUCAAGGGUGUGGAAAAUCGAGAUUUUUCAUUUUUGGGAAUUUUUUGUGUCAAAACUAUUCAUUAUUGGUCAAAACGGCUUACAUGUCCAUGUCUUAAAUUUUGAUUUACUAUUCACUCGUAUUUAAUUGAAACAAAUACAGGGUGGUGUAGAAUUCUCAGUUUCAGUCAGAAUUCUACACCACCCGGUAUUUGUUUCAAUUAAAUACGAGUAAAUAGUAAAUCAAAAGUUAAGACAUGGACAUGUGAGCCGUUCUGACCAAUAAUGAAUAGUUUUGACACAAAAAAUUCCCAAAAAUGAAAAAUCUCGAUUUUCCACACCCUUUAUCUCGGAAAUCAUUCCCACUAGACCCCAAGUGUGCUAGGUCGUUGAAUUCAGCUCUUCAAGGAGAAUAUGAAAAUGCAAUGAAAUACAGGGUGUACCAUUUGAAAAAAUUGAUGUUCGCUUUUGUGAGCCUUUCUUGCGCCCCUCGUAGAAAAUAUAGUCAUUCCUGAAGUUAGCACUCAUAAUGCGAUAUGAUGUGAAAUUAUAAUAUUCUGAAAAUUCCUAUUGGUUCAGGAGAUAUUCAACUGUCCCACUGGUCUAGGGACACCCUGUAUAUUCCAAAUUGAAUGACAUGUAAUUUCCAAUGACAAUUUACAGGGGGUGCCAUUUGAAAAUAAAGUCUGGGGAAGCUGCCAAAGAACUGUACAAUGCAAUAGAUUUUUGUAUUUCAUUAGGGAAGGUACUUCAAUGUUAUUCAAUGCAGUUUUUGAAUUUUUCAAAUAUCUUGUCAAAUAAGCGAGAUAUUGCCUGUAUACGAUAACUUGGGACACCCGGUAUAUACCAGUACACGUGGCGAAUGUGCUAAGGACCUUCAUUCGAGCAAAAUACAAAUUGGAACUUUCUCAUUUUAACUGACACCUUGUAUAUUUUUUCUGUUUUCAAAUUUUUUCCAAAUAUACAGGGAAACGUCACUUCCAAUUCAAGUUCAUAAUAUUGCAGUAGGCUACGAAAUUUUGUGUUACCUUGAUUUUUGUGACCUGAUGCGAUUCUCUUGAUUUGAAAUUUUAACUGACAUUUUAUCAUUGAAUACAAAGUGUUAUAAUAAAUAAUAUAUUAUUGGAAAGGUUUUUUUGAGUAGAACUCUCAAACUGAGAAAAAUAUACAGGAUGUCACUUUUCAAUAAGAAUAUCAGUGUAAAUCUGAAAACAUAGUAUCAAAUGGAAUAUUUUCAAAUGUCUCCAAGCUACAUUUCUUUUUUUGUACAAAAUUCUUAUGAGCCCAAUAGGCUAUUGGAUUCAUGUAUAUUUUCUUUCAUGUUUUUGUUUAGUAUUUUUGAAAGUUUAUUUAUUUUAGAUUGUAUAAAAUAAGUUACCAGCUUUUUUAGACAAUUUUACAAAAGAACUGUAGGCUUUAAUAUAACGAAGUAAAUUUUUAUGUUGUGGAAGUGCAAUCGUGAAUGUGUGAGAAUUAUACAGGGUGAUACUGAAUGGAAGAUAUUUGGGAAUGAUUUGACAUAUGAUUAAGAUUAUUUGGUAUUUGUGCAAGUAUUUAGCAAAUACUAGAAUUGUAGCAAACAUUUUUUUGGCUUGGCAACACCAAACUUUCAUUUUUUACUUUCCUAAAAGAUAUUUCAAAAUCCUAAUAUUUAUAUUUCGGAAUUUUUAUUUUAAUUUGGAAGAAAAAAAAAAAAGAAUAUUUGAUCUCCAGACAUGUUUUUAUCAAUCAUCAAUGAUAUUUCAAUAUUAUGAAGUCUUAAUUUCAGUCUAUCAGGAAAAAAUGAGCAUGUUUUUCACAUUUCUCUAAAAUUUCCAUUAAUGAAAAUAAGAGUUUUUUCAAUUAAUUUCACGGCGUUAAAAUAUUUCACUAUUAAAAACCUUCCAGAUAAAUUCUUCACUUUUAGUCAGUGACAGCUUGUUUGUAAAAGUUUGAAAAAGUUUUGGAAAGGGAAAGUAUAGGUAAAAUGAAAAAUAUCAAAAUUUUCACUUAUCUUUGCAUUGUUGCUUCCAUUUUCAACCUAAAAACAGAAAUGAGGAAGCAAAGAUGAGUAAAAAUUUGAAUAUUUUUCAAAAUCAUUGCUCCUCUUCAUUUUCAAACAAUUUAUCAUUCACUAUUAGUGAGAAAAACCUCAAGGUAAAAUAUUCAUUUCACUAGAUUUGUUGAGUUUCUCUGUCCUCGUCUACAGGGUGUCCAGAGAUAAAACUGACAAAACCUAUGGAGUUAUAGGAACUGCCAAUAUGAUUGCAAAAUGCCAUUUGCAAAUGUCCAACACCUCCUCAUAACAAACAUACAGAGUGAUUAAUGGAUUUUGACAUAAAAUUCAAUCCGUCAUAUUGAAUACAGGGAUUACCCGAUUCGGUUCAAAUUUGGUACAUGAAUUGAACUCAAAGACCUAAACAAGUAGCUCUUUGAACGAAACCAAUAACAGGACCGGAAUAUUAUUUUUUUUCUUAUAUUGAGUUAUUGUGAGAAUAACUCACCCUGUAUAAUAAUUAUAAGAAAUCUGAGGUCAUAUUAUGAAUUUUCGGGGAAAAUACUAUAGGAACUUGUUGAGAAAGUUUCUGGCAAGAUAUCGGUCAUUCCGUAAUGAAUUAUUAUUAAAAUUCUUUCCUUAAUGCCGGAUAAAAUAGCAAAAAAUGAAUAUACAAUGAAUAUUUACGAAACCAAAACAUAAUUGUUGUUAUUUUCUUUGAUAACUACGUAGAUAAAUUUUAUAAUUUACUCUCGUGACCUAAAAAAACUGAAGAAUACAUUCGUAUCAGGACCGUAAUGACUCUUUUUCAUGUUUUUCUAAGUAUAAGGUGUCCUUAAAAGGUCCGUACAACAUCUUUUUCAACAAGUUCCUAUAGUAUUUUUCCCGUAGAUUCAUAAUAUGACUUCAGAUUUUUGGUAAUUACUAUACAGGGCGAGUUAUUCUCACAAUAACUCAACAUAUGAAAGAAAUAAUAUUCCGGUCCUGUUAUUGGUUUCGAUCUAAUGGCUACUUGUUGAAGCCUUUGAGUUCAAUUCAUGUACCAAAUUUGAACCCAAUCGGGUAAUCCCUGUAUUUAAUAUGGCAGAUUGAAUUCUAUGUCAAAACCCAUAAAUCACUCUGUAUGUCAGUAAUGAAGCGGUUUUGGACAUUUGUGUAUGGCAUUUGGCAAUCAUAUUGACAGUCCCUAUAACCCUAUAAGUUUUGUCUCUGGACACCCUGUAUGAAUAUAAAUAUAAAUUAUUUCGAUAUAUUAUGUAUAUAGAAAUGAGAAAUAGGAUGAUUGGCCCCAAAAUUUCACUGUUACUGCAUAUACCGGGUGUCAACGAAUCUAUUAGACAAGUCAUAACUUCUAGACCAUUAGGUGUAUCAAAAUGAGAUUUGGUAUAGGUAAAUGGUAUGUGUAGAGGAGAGUUUUCACAUAUUUUUCACUCUCCGGUCACUUCCGGUUUCACCGGAAAUGGCUCCAGUUCUAAAUUUUUAAAUGGAACACCCUGUAUAUUGUAACAUUUUCGGAUUUCUGAGACAAUUCUAGAUCAGAUUGUGACAUUUUCGGAUAUGUCUAUUUAAUUUUUUCGGAGUCACUUUUGAAAUUACAUCUAGGUGGCCAUGAUCGGAAGUAAACUAAUCUAAGGACCUCAGGUGAUAUCAGAAAAUUACAAUCGCGAAGUUUUAGUGACAAGUAUGAUAGAUAUGAAUAAGACAAGUUGGCAAAAUUACGUUUUCGUGUCUAACUAUUAUUUUUCAAAUGGCGACCAUUUUUUGACAAGCACUUUCCGAAAAAAGGAUAUUUUGACUAAUCUAACGAUACUAAUUUAUUGCGAUUGGAUUAUAAAUAAGAAUGAAAUAAAUUAAAUAUUACUGACGAAAAUACUUCAUAUUAAUUCAUUUACUUUUGUCAAGUGUGCCAUGGAUGAUAAUUCAUUUACUUGUAAGCACUUCCCGAAAAAAGGAUAUUUUGACGAAACGAUACUAAUUUAUUUGCGAUCGGAUCAACAAACUUAACAAAAUUAACAAUAACUUCAGCGAUGCACUUACAUUUUUUUCAAUUUCCUAAUUUCUUAAAGUUUUCACUAUAAAUUUUCAAAGUGCAUUCCUCCUUGUUCAAGACACAUAUUUAAUAUUUAAUUUAUGUCCUUAUUUGUAAUCCAAUCGCAAAUAAAUGAGUAUCGUUAGAUUCGUCAAAAUAUCCUUUUUUCGGGAAGUGCUUGUCAAAAAAUGGUCGCCAUUUGAAAAGUAAUAGUUUGACAAGAAAAUGUAAUUUCGCCAACUUGUCUUAUUCAUACUUGUCACUAAAACUUCGCGAUUGUGAUUUUCUGAUAUCACCCGAGGUCCUUAGAUUAGUUUACUUCCGAUUAUGGCCACCUAGAUGUAAUUUCAAAAGUGACCCCGAAAAAAUAAAGUAGGCAUAAAAACUUUCGAAAAUGUCACAUUAUGAUCUAGAAUUGUCUCCAAAAUCCAAAAAUGUUAUAAUAUACAGGGUGUUCCAUUUAAAAAUUUAGAACCAGAGCCAUUUCCGGUGAAACCGGAAGUGACCGGAAAAUGAAAAAUAUGUCAAAACCCUCCUCUUCACAUACCAUUUACCUAUACCAAAUCUCAUUUUGAUACACCUAAUGGUCUAGAAGGUAUGACUUGUCUAAUAGAUUCGUUGACACCCGGUAUAUUGAACUAAUACUCAAAUUUUUGUUCAUAGAAACUAGGAGAGAAACAUGAUUAGAAAGUUGCAAUGGCCUCACAAAGAUUUCGGUAAAAUCUUGAAUAUUUGCUAGAUACACAAAGGACCUCGCACGAAAACACGGUAAAUUGGCUUUCGGUCGAAUUGGCUGAAAUUUAACUAUGUUAUUGUGGGAUGACUCAUUAGAGAAAUAUGUGAGUUUGAAAAGUUUUGUAUGUUUAGUUUCUGAGAUAUAAGCCUACAAAGUUCGUAAAAACGUCGUAUCGGGGUAGGAUUGACGAAGAAAAUAACUGUUUUUUAGUAUAAAUAAGACAAAAAAAGCUAUAAAAUGUAUUGAUCGGAACUCAAAUACAUGUCUAGUUUUGACCACAUGGAUUGUAGUAAAUCAGGGUGUAUACGAGGCACGGUCAAAAAAUUCAUUUUUCGGAAAAAAAAAAUUCGAGCACUAUUCCAAAACCAACAAGUUAUAUUUUGGUGAGACAUUAUAGUUUUAGUCUAUUGUAGGCUUCGAAAACGUAUUUUGAUUCUUGAUAACUAUCUCUGUUCGAUGAAUUCUUUGAAUUUUGUGUUAUACCCCUUUUUGAAAACAAUUGAAAGCUUGUUUUUGAUCACAAAGAAAGGGAUUGAUUGAUACCGUUGAUUGAAUGAAAGCUGAGGAAACUCACUAACGAAUUCAGUUGUUCAAUAUUGCCUUUCAUUUAGAUACAGGGUGUGUAAGAUUUUGUUGAAGAUUAUUUAACAUGUUUCAAUUGAAUAUCUCGAAAACAGUUCCGUUAAUUUGGAUCUCAUUUUACAUACAUUAUUUUGAAUAUGUUGACCAUCAUAUGCGAAAAGUUUUUCAAUUUUUUAUGUCUCGUUUCUGAGAUAUCAAUUUUUGAUAGUGAUAUCCGAGGUAAUAACACUAUAAUACCUGUAAUAAUGUAGUCUCAAAAAUGCAUAUCUCAGAAACGAAACAUAAAAUAUUGAAAAACUUUUUGCAUAUGGUAGUCAACAUUUCGAAAAUAGUGUGUGUAAAAUGAGAUCCAAAUUAACGGAACUGUUUUCGAGAUAUUCAAUUGAAACAUGUUAAAUAAUCUUCAACAAAAUCUAACACACCCUGUAUCUAAAUGAAAGGCAAUAUUGAACAUCUGAAUUCGCUAGUGAGUUUCCUCAGCUUUCAUUCAAUCAACAGUAUCAAUCAAUCCCUCCCUUUGUGAUCAAAAACAAGCUGUCAAUUGUUUUCAAAAAGGGGUAUAACACAAAAUUCUAAAAACUCAUAUUUCGAACAGAGAUAGUUAUCAAGAAUCAAAAUUCAUUUUCGAAGCCUACAAUAGACUAAAACUAUAAUGUCCUACCCAAAUAUAACUAAUAUCUUCCCUUCUUUGGCUCGAAUUUUUUACCCGAAAAAUGAAUUUUUUGACCGUGCCUCGUAUACACCCUGAUUUACUAUAACUCAUGUGAUUAUAACUAGACAUGUCUAUGAGUUCCGAUCAAUACAUUUUCUAGCUUAUUUUGUUUCAUUUAUACUAAAAAACAGUUUUUUCCUUGUCAAUCCUACCCCGAUACGACGUUUUUAAGAACUUUGUCGGCUUAUAUCUCAGAAACUAAACAUACAAAACUUAUUAAAGUCACAUGUUGUUUUAAUGAGCCAUCCCACAACAACAUAGUCAAAUUUCAGCAAAUUCGACCGAGAGCCAAUUUCCCGUGUUUUCGUGCGGGGUCCUUUUUCUUAUUUCAUGGUUUUCAUCUAUAUCACCCCGUGAAUAAUUAUAAGUUGUUUCAAACUAAAAUCAAAUGAUACUCAAAUGAGUAGGUAUUGUAAGAUAAUUGUUAUCAAAACGCUCAGGGACCGUACUCUUUUUUCGAGUAAUGUACUAAUAAUUUGUAUAGUAAUAUUUCGCUCGUUUCGAGUAUUCAAAAUGACAAAAAAAUACUUGUAAAUAUAUUCCUACUAAAGGUAUUUUCCAAGGCUGAAGAGCCCCUUUUUCUAUAUGAUAGAUAAUGAAUGUGAAUUAGAUGGUGGGUCGCGAUAAGAAAAAAGUUUUCCGUGAAUGAAAAUUCCUUCAAAAUAACGAUAAAUCUUCAGAAGGUUCCGAAUCAAUCACGAACCAGUUUUUGAUUUUUUCGAUCCGCCCUGUAUAUGUGUUUUUCUUAAUGUAGAGCAUCAAUUCGUUCUGCUUUGUAUAAUCUUUGGGUAAUUUGUACAGUCGAUGAGAAAAAAAAAGUUAUCUGUGAUGCGCAUCUGGAGGCAAAGUGCAAUGCUUUUUGCAAACGAAAUUGUGAUUUUGCCAACAUGUCCUAUAUGUGUGAAUUAGAGAAUAUUUUUUAAUUUAUGAAAUCUUUUUUUCACAUUUUUUAAUGUUUUUGUUCUUCGAAAUAUGUGAAAUAUACUACUAAAUAUUACA
Messenger RNA from Phaedon cochleariae (mustard beetle), 15071 nucleotides. The record is from the annotation of a GenBank genome assembly. Lineage: Eukaryota; Metazoa; Arthropoda; Insecta; Coleoptera; Chrysomelidae.